Molecule: messenger RNA, 1077 nt
Organism: Dioszegia hungarica
Lineage: Eukaryota; Fungi; Basidiomycota; Tremellomycetes; Tremellales; Bulleribasidiaceae
Product: mitochondrial 39-S ribosomal protein L47 (MRP-L47)-domain-containing protein
Exons: 3
Coding region: 1-1077 (358 amino acids)
Biological process (GO): mitochondrial translation
Cellular component (GO): mitochondrial large ribosomal subunit; mitochondrial ribosome
Molecular function (GO): structural constituent of ribosome
Source: RefSeq, a predicted model, not a curated record
AUGUCCCGCCUCACCCGCUUCGUCCGCCUGAUGCACACCUCCGGGCGCCAAAUAGCCAAUCCCGGCCAAGGCGGCGCCCCAGGGAUGGGAAGCACCUCCCCACUCCCUCACUCCUCCCUCCCCUCCGUCCAGCCCGAAUCUCAAACCCCCAUCCUCGACUUCGAGCCCGCCAUACACGACCCAUCCGAGCUCCAGCACCCCGCAUCCUCCACUUCUCGCUUAGGCCGCAAGUACACGCUCAAGGGGAAACCCAUCAUCUCCCGCCCGGCACGCACUGUACCUGUUGCUCUGCCGUCAGGAUACCCCGAGCCGAGGUCAUAUCCCCCCUCGGAGGACUAUAUCGCUGGGAUGGAAAACCAGAAGAGGGCGCCCCAUCCCCUGUGGCAGUUCUUCCAUGUGCCAGAAAGCAGUCUGGGAAAGCUGAGCGCGGAUGUCAAGUCCCCGAGGGAUGGGGGGAGUCUGGAGACGUAUACUGCGGAUGAGGGGAAUGUGCGGUCAGGCCGAUCGUGGGCUGCGUCAGAGCUCAGACAGAAGAGCUUCGGUGAUCUGCAUACCUUGUGGUAUGUGCUCUUGAAGGAAUUGAAUGUAUUGGCCACGCAAAGGGAGGAAAGGCGGAGAUUGGGCAUCAUGGCAAGGGAAGCUGGAGAGUUGAUCACCAAGAGGGCAUUCCGCUGCCGCAAAUCGAUGGCCCGGAUCAAGUAUGUCCUCAACGAACGCCGACUCGGCCUACUCGCAGCUGCCAGCCCCUAUCAAUCCACCGCUCCCAACGUCCCCUUCUCCGCCAGCACCUCGUCCGACCCUUUCGCAGGGAUCGACGCUUUGCGGAAUACCGCCGAGAUCCCCACCUGGAUCCAGACUGGCCCGACCAUCGCUGAGAGCGAGGCGGAGAUUGCGGAGGGCGAGACGGGCGAGCUGGAAGCUGAGGCGGGAGAGCACGAGACGGUAGUGAGCGAUGCAGAGGUGGGGAAGGAGGAGGUGGAGAGUCGGGAUGAAGGGUUUGGAGGCGGUGAGGAGGCCAAGGAGUUUGUGAGGGAUGUGCAGGUCGGGGAGGGGGGCCAUGUGGAGAUCAAGAAGUAG